GCUUCUCCACGCGGACUUUGUUAGGGCCGACUAAGGCUACUCUCUUCCAGACCUCGCUCGACUUCACUCGACGACUUCCGCGUAUGCACAGAGUUCAUCCAUACAACUCUCUUCACUUGACUUUGCCUCCAUCCACGUAUCCCCCCUUGCCAUCAGUCACUCCGCUCGCGAGUAGCAAUUCUAAGCUCGGGCGCCCCAGCGUACCUGUGCGACAAAGAAGAUUUACCUCCGUCAAGUGAAACAAGACCCUCUCCGCCUUGUUCAGCCCCGUCUCCAUACCCUCCGAAUCCAGUUCAACAACCACAACCUCACCCCGAACCUUAACCCUCUACGUGCGCAAGCCAAACCCAGGCCUGGAUUACACGUCUGCCAUACAACUCUACUUUCCUGCGCCAACCUACGCUUUCAAGCCUAUAUCCAAAUUCUACAAUACCCACAUCACGAAGAGGAUAGGAGGCCAUCCCGGGCGGGAAAGAAAGCACACACAAUGUCCGACGCCUACGAACGCGAGCGCCAGAAUAACUCCCGGCUAUCUGAGCUAUCUGCGAAAGUCACAGCAUUAAGGGGCGUCACAGUAGAUAUCUACGACAAUGCGAGGGCACAAGAUGUUAUUGACGAUACGUCUGGCAAAUUCUCAUCUAUGAGCACGAGUCUGAAAGGCUCGGCGGGGAGAUUGGGGCGGAUGGCUGCAAGUGGGAAUAAGGUCGCUAUAUUCAAGUUGAGCGGGAUAAUCAUUGGGACGGUGUUGGUGCUGUGGUUUAUAUGGGGACUGUUUGUCUGAAAGGGCGUGAUCAUGGAAGUUUAAAGCAAGACUGGGUAGAAUAGGGGAGGAAAAUAAAUGCAUGAUGGAGCAUCAAGGCAUAAGGACACAGACACUGUUUGGGCGUACAUUUGGAAAGGCGGAUACCUAUUGUAUUGUACUGUACCUAAAACAUACUGCAGCAUAGCAAGGGCGUUAGGUUUGGAGAGCGA
Cadophora gregata is the source of this 972-nucleotide messenger RNA. RefSeq lists its product as uncharacterized. Bases 488 to 781 code for a protein of 97 amino acids. NCBI's taxonomy places the organism in Eukaryota, Fungi, Ascomycota, Leotiomycetes, Helotiales, Ploettnerulaceae. The record is from RefSeq and is a predicted model, not a curated record. The transcript is spliced from 2 exons.